Molecule: messenger RNA, 5551 nt
Organism: Eutrema salsugineum
Lineage: Eukaryota; Viridiplantae; Streptophyta; Magnoliopsida; Brassicales; Brassicaceae
Product: ATP-dependent RNA helicase DEAH12, chloroplastic
Exons: 4
Coding region: 53-5392 (1779 amino acids)
Biological process (GO): spliceosomal complex disassembly
Cellular component (GO): catalytic step 2 spliceosome; intracellular anatomical structure
Molecular function (GO): RNA binding; zinc ion binding; ATP binding
Source: RefSeq, a predicted model, not a curated record
CGCUCUCUCAAUUGUUAAAGAAAACGAAAACACAAAAAAGUGGCAUCACCCAAUGAGGAGCUCUUUUCCUCCCGCCGACGGUGGAAGAUCGGCGACUAAUCGUCACUCGCCGUUUUCUUCCGCUUCCACCAACCGUUGUAACUUUCGCUCCAUGCAGUCUUCUCCGCCACUCAAUCACCGACCUACUCAGAGGCACCACCACUGUCAGUACCCUAAUUCCUAUUUCCCGCCAAAUUACAGACGCGAUCGGGCUCCGGCGACGGGAAUCUCUACUCCAUGUACCCGUAUUAAGCCGAAUUUCAUCGUUGAGCUUCUUCACCCGAGAACUACCGCCGCUAACGGCGACGCCAAGCCGUCUUUUUCGGUUAGGGAGGAAGAGAUCAGAAGCCUCGCUUCGCUCUGCGAAAUCCCGGAGGAAUCCGUCCAUGUUCCCCAAUUCGGCUGUAUCGCCGGAAGUUUCAGUUUUCGUCAGUGGGUCGACGCGCUUUCUUCCGUCGUGGCUCUCUGGGAUUAUCGCCUUCAAGGGAAACAUGAUUUCGUGCCCAAGCUGAUUCCCAAUGUGAUCGUCCCGUCCGACAUGGACGAGCUUAAUGACAGGCUUCGCGAUCUUUUCUCGGCUCACGUUCUGUCGCUUAUGGAAAACGGAGAAAGCGUCAAGAAGGUUAGAACCGAGAUUGAUGAGAGAUCUCGUCAAGUUGAAUCCUUUUCGUCCAAAACUUUUCUCAAAAUUGAGGAUUUUGAGAAAAAGAAGGUUCUUGAGAAGCAGAAAGAUUUGGCUGUUGAGCGGUUUGAAGAAUUUAAGAAUGCCAUGAAGAGCAUUGUGCGAUAUCUCAAAGGAAACAGCAGGUCUGAGUCUGAUGGAGAAGACGUGGCCGUGUUUAGUUUGGAAGGGGACUAUGAUUGGCCACGUAUUCAUAAUUUGAUCCGCAGGGAGUGUCGAAGGUUAGAGGAUGGGCUACCUAUCUAUGCCUACAGGCGAAAUAUCUUGAAAAAGAUUCAUGGCGAGCAGAUAAUGGUGUUGAUCGGAGAAACUGGUUCAGGGAAGAGCACUCAGUUAAUUCAGUUCCUUGCUGAUUCCGGAGUUGCUGCUAGUGAGUCGAUUGUUUGUACACAACCACGGAAAAUUGCUGCCUUGACAUUGGCUGAACGGGUCAGAAUCGAAAGCAGUGGUUGUUAUGAGGAAAAUUUUGUCCGCUGCACUCCAGCUUUCUCUUCUACUGAAGAGAUUAGUUCCAAAGUUGUGUACAUGACAGAUAAUUGUUUGCUUCAACACUACAUAAAGGAUCCGAGUUUGUCUGGCAUUUCAUGCGUUAUUAUUGACGAAGCCCAUGAAAGAACCUUAAACACAGACCUUCUUUUGGCAUUGCUCAAAGAUUUGCUAUGCAGAAGGAUUGACCUAAGGCUUGUCAUUUUGUCUGCCACGGCUGAUCACGACCAACUCUCAGACUAUUUCUUCGGCUGUGGGGUUCUUCAUGUAAGUGGGAGGAACUUUCCGGUGGAGAUUGUGUAUUCUCCUAGUUACACAGGAGAGACUUGUGUUGUUGGCAGGAUUGCUCCAUAUGUUGAUGAGGUUGUUAAGAUGGCAGUGGAAGUACAUAAAACAGAGAAAGAAGGAACCAUCCUUGCUUUCUUGACUUCCCAAGCAGAGGUUGAAUGGGCAUGCGAGAGGUUUAUAGCUCCAUUUGCAGUUGCUUUGCCUUUGCAUGGAAAGCUUUCCUUCGAAGAACAAUUUAGGGUCUUCCAGAACCAUCCUGGGAGACGAAAAGUGAUAUUUGCCACAAAUAUCGCAGAGACAUCGCUGACUAUUCCUGGUGUCAAGUAUGUAAUUGAUUCCGGAAUGGUGAAAGAGAGUAAAUAUGAACCUAGAACAGGUAUGAGCAUCCUCAAGGUUUGCCGGGUCAGUCAGAGUUCUGCUCGACAACGUGCUGGUCGUGCUGGCAGGACAGAAGCCGGAAGAUGUUACAGACUGUACUCACAACAAGAUUUUGAUUCAAUGAAUCGUAAUCAGGAACCUGAAAUUCGGAGGGUCCAUCUUGGUGUAGCACUUUUGAGGAUUCUUGCUCUGGGUGUAGACAACAUAGCUGAUUUUGACUUUGUUGACGCGCCUGUCCCUGAAGCCAUUGCAAUGGCUGUCCAGAAUCUUGUUCAGUUGGGUGCAGUCGUUGAGAAGAACGGUGUUCUUGAAUUAACACAGGAAGGGCAUUGCUUAGUCAAGCUGGGUUUGGAACCAAGGCUUGGAAAGUUAAUUUUAGGCUGCUUCAGACACAGAAUGGGUAAAGAGGGAAUUGUUCUUGCUGCUGUCAUGGCUAAUGCCAGCAGUAUAUUUUGCAGAGUUGGCAACCUCGAUGAUAAGAUGAAAGCUGAUUGCCUAAAGGUACAAUUCUGCAAUCAUAAUGGAGACCUGUUUACUCUUCUUUCGGUUUACAAAGAAUGGGCAUCUCUGCCGCGAGAGAGAAGAAAUAAAUGGUGCUGGGAUAACAGCCUGAAUGCAAAAUCAAUGAGGAGAUGUGAAGACACAGUGAAGGAAUUGGAGAAAUGCAUUGAGAGAGAACUCACUCUUGUCAGUCCUAGUUACUGGGUUUGGAAUCCAACUGAGAGCACUAAAUACGAUAAGCAUUUGAAAAUGGUUAUACUUGCAUCUCUUGCAGAGAAUGUGGCGAUGUACACUGGCUAUGAGCAGCUUGGAUACGAGGUGGCACUUACUGGUCAACAAGUUCAGUUACAUCCGUCGUGUUCUUUGCUAGCAUUUGGCCAGAAGCCAAACUGGGUUGUUUUCGGUGAACUUCUAUCAAUUGCUGAUGAGUACUUGGUAUGUGUAACUGCGUGUGAUUUUGAGGCUUUGUAUAUGCUUGAUCCACCUCCACCUUUUGAUGCAUCUCAGAUGGAUGACCGGAGGCUCCGAGUGGAAAAAGUGGUUGGUUGUAGUAGCACUGUGCUAAAACGAUUCUGUGGGAAAUCUAACUGUAGACUGCUUUCAAUUGUUUCUCGUGCUAGGUCUCUCUGUAUGGACGAAAGGAUUGGUAUUCAAGUCGAUAUUGAUCAGAAUGAGAUUCUACUGUAUGCGCCUCCCCUCGACAUGGACAAAGUGUUAGCCCUUGUGAACGAUGCAUUGGAAUGUGAAAAGAAAUGGAUGCAUAAUGAAUGUUUGGAGAAGUCUCUAUUUCAUGGUCGGGGACAAGUACCUAUUGCACUGUUUGGAUCUGGUGCUCAGAUAAAGCAUCUUGAAGUUGACCAGAGGUUUUUGACAGUUGAUGUACUUUAUUAUGGCGACAAUGUUGUUGAUGACAGAGAACUUGUGACAUUUCUGGAAAAGAAUACUGAUGGGUGUAUUUGCUCUAUUCAUAAGUUUGCUGCUAACAAGCAAGACAGUCAUGAGAAGGAAAAGUGGGGUAGGAUAACCUUUCUCUCUCCGGAAUCUGCUAUGAAGGCAGCAGAAAUUCAGAGAUUUGAUUUCAAUGGAUCAGUGCUUAAAUUAUUUCCAUCGCUGUCAACAGGUGGUGGGGGAAUUUUCAGGAUGCCUUCUUUCCCUUCUGUUACAGCUAAGGUUCGUUGGCCGCGAAAGGAAAGCAUUGGUAAAGGCUGUGUUAAGUGCCCUUCUGGUGAUGUUCACAGUAUAUUUAAUGGGAUCUCCGGCCUUGUGAUAGGUACAAAUUAUGUCCACGUUCAGAGAGAUCAAAAGUCCGAUGACUCUGUCUUGAUAAGUGGGCUUGACAGAAAUCUUUCGGAAGAAGAAGUUCUAGAUGUUUUAGAGUGCGCUACGUCCAGAAGAGAUCUGACUUUUUUUUUAUUCAGAAAAUUCAGUGUGCAGAGUUCAUCACCUACUGCUUGCGAAGAACUGCUGCAUAAGAGAAUAUUUGGAUCCAUGUCAUCGAGGAAUUUAGAUCCGAACUGUGUCCAAGUCCAAGUUUUUGAACCAAAAGAAACAGAUUCUUUCAUGCGAGCGACUAUUACAUUUGACGGGAGAUUACAUUUGGAAGCUGCGAAAGCUUUGCAGGAGUUAAAUGGAGAGGUGCUACCUGGAUGCCUUCCAUGGCAGAAGAUAAAGUGUGAGCAAUUGUUUCAGAGCUCCAUAAUCUGCUCUGCUUCUGUCUACAACAUAGUCAAAAGACAGUUAUAUGAUUUGUUAUCAAGCUUUGAAAGACGAAGAGGAGGUAAAUGGCAUUUGGAGCCAACUCUCAGCGGUGCUUAUCGUGUUAAAAUUUGGUCUUAUGCAACAAGAACCAUCGCAGAGAUGCGGAGAGAUCUUGAAGAACUCUUGAGAGGAAGGCACAUAAAUCAUCCAGACUUAAUCCCUAGAGUCUUGCAGCAUCUUUCGACCAGAGAUGGUUUUAUUCUGAUGCGGAAGAUCCAACAAGAGACAGAAACUUACAUUAUAUUUGACAGGCACAAUCACACAGUACGCAUUUGUGGAUCACGAGAGAAAAUCGCUGAGGCUGAACAAGAACUGGUUCAGUCACUUCUGGCCUAUCACGAGAGUAAGCAACUUGAAAUCCACCUCCGAGGUCCUGAUAUUCGUCCUGACCUCAUGAAGGAAGUUGUGAAGAGGUUUGGUCCGGAGCUCCAAGGUAUCAAAGAGAAGGUACAUGAUGUGGAUCUCAAGCUCAACACCCGGAACCAUGUUAUUCAAGUUCACGGGAGCAAAGCAAUGAGGCUGGAAGUAGAAAAGAUGGUCUAUGAACUUGCACGAGAAAAGAGUGCACCGAGCGAAGAACAAGAUGACAUUGAAGUUGACUGUCCCAUUUGCUUGUCUGAGGUUGAUGAUGGCUACUCUCUUGAAGGAUGUUCACACCUCUUCUGCAAAGCCUGUUUGUUGGAACAAUUUGAGGCAUCGAUGAGAAACUUUGACGCAUUUCCCAUAGUUUGUUCUCACAUUGACUGUGAAGCUCCAUUAGUACUCGCUGAUAUGAGAACUCUCUUAUCACAAGAGAAGCUCGAUGAACUCUUCCGAGCAUCCUUGUCCUCUUUUGUAACAGCUAGUGAUGGAAAGUUCCGGUUUUGCUCCACACCUGAUUGCCCGUCCAUCUACCGUGUAGCUGGCCCUCAAGAAUCCGGCGAACCAUUCAUCUGUGGAGCCUGCAACUCAGAGACAUGCACAAGGUGUCACCUUGAGUAUCACCCGUAUCUCUCUUGUGAAAGGUACAAACAGUUCAAGGAGAAUCCGGACUUGUCGCUAAAGGACUGGGCAAGAGGGAAGGACGUGAAGAUGUGUCCGGCUUGCAAGUCCACGAUAGAGAAAUCUGAAGGGUGUAACCAUGUGCAGUGCCGGUGUGGGAAGCACAUUUGCUGGGUCUGCUUGGACUUCUUCACUCAGUCAGAACCUUGCUAUGAGCAUUUAAGGACAAUUCAUGGUGGAAUCGGCAUUGCGGACGACCUUGGUAACCCCCUGUUUUGAAAUCGGACCUCUUCAUUGUACAAAUUUGUCUAAAGUAAGUCCAUGUAUCUAUAUUCUGUAACAUCUGGUUUUGCUUCAUAUGUACAUAUGUCGAGAUAGUGUGGUUCAGUAUUAUACCUUCUUUAACCAACAGAAAUCUGAUCUUAAUAAUUCAUAGGA